Molecule: messenger RNA, 360 nt
Organism: Danaus chrysippus (African queen)
Lineage: Eukaryota; Metazoa; Arthropoda; Insecta; Lepidoptera; Nymphalidae
Source: the annotation of a GenBank genome assembly
AUGAAGCCCUUCCUAUCACGAGCUAUCAUCGAUGUAUGCAUCAAGUCGAUGAGCCACGUCCACAACUAUCACGACCGACCAGUCAUCAAACGAAACGAAUCAGCGCUACUUCGUCCCCUUUUACCGCAACACGCUGUUUUGGUCACGCCUCACGGGUUGCACCACUCAGAACGUAUUCAUCACGACAAAUUGAGCUCGGAAAGGAACGUGGCAGAAACGGAAUCGUGCGUGGAGACUCGAUUACGAUCACAUGAGAUGCGUGGCGGAUGGUGGCGAGGUAGCGUGGCCCAGUGCUGGCGAAUUAAUAUUCAAGUGUCGCCUUGCGCGAGCCUUGUAAUAAAAGCACGCUUCGCCGCUUAA